AUGAGCUCUCCAGAGGUGCGGACGCCUCAACGUCACUCGUUUGUCCAUUAUCAUCAGGAGGAUCCGUUUGCGCUCCCCACGCGCAGCGGCGCGCUGCAGUCCAUCAUCAGGAGUCGUUCCAAUUCAAGUCUCUCCAGCAAAUAUCGCGCCCAAGGACACGAUGAAGAAUCCGGCCCUCGGUCCAGCUGGUAUUCUGAGGAGGACGACAUCUCGCGCUUGCUGGCUAACGAGCAGCGCCUCAGCCAGAUCCUCUGCGGCCCACAAGCCAGAAGCAUGAGCCUCAUUGGCAAGAGCAACCCGAGGUAUCGAUGGGAGAGGUACUGGAAAAAAGAAGACGAACUGAAGACAAUGUCGAAGCCAAUACGUCGGUACUACGAGCGGACGAACGAUCUUAUCCAACAGUACCUGUAUAUCGACUGCCUGCUCGACUCCACGAUUCCCCACGAGCUACUCAAUGAAUAUUCCGCCGAGCUGGAAGCUUCGGCUUUCCGUCCCGUGCAUAUCCCAAGCACCAUCAUGGAGGAUGAGCCGCAGAGCUCGGAGAGCAUAGAGAUAGCAUCUGCGCCGUCGCAAACCACGCAGAGCAAGAGCGCAAAUGGUUCGUACGGAGCUACAGACUCCAAUGCGAAAUCGAAUGGUGCCGAAACCCCACAGAGUCUGCCUCAGAAGCGCACGCCGAAGGACAUCUUCCGUUCUUCAGAGGAGAUGCCUCUUCUUGUAGCUCACCACGACUCCGACAAUGAGGAUGAAGAGGAGCCCGGAGCUGCAUCGCCUCUCCUGUCCGAUGGAUCAGGUCCUAAGCCGAGACUGCCAUGGCUCGAAGAUGCCGAGCUCGACAGUGACAGCCCUAUUGUCACACUUGCCAUCUGGGUCAACUUCAUUGCCAAUGGCGUUCUGCUCGCCGGAAAGCUCGCCGUCGUUUUCUCCGUUCCGUCCAUGUCCGUCUUGGCUAGUCUUGUCGAUGCAGCUCUCGACUUCUUGAGCACAGCUAUUGUCUGGGUCACAACAUAUCUCGUUUCCGUUAGCCAGAAGGACCAGCACAACUAUCCCAUCGGUCGACGAAGGCUUGAGCCCGUAGGCGUGCUUGUAUUUUCAGUCAUCAUGAUCACUUGUUUCGUCCAGGUCGGAAUGCAAUGUAUCGAGCGCCUGGCUGACCCUUCUCAUGAAGUCUUGGACCUCGGCAUCCCAGCACUUUCAAUCAUGGUUGGCACAGUCAUCAUCAAGGGCCUUGUUUGGAUUUGGUGCCGCUUGGUCAAGAACUCCAGUGUCCAAGCCCUGGCUGAAGAUUGCAAGACUGAUGUCGUCUUUAACACGGGUUCCAUUCUCUUCCCCAUCAUUGGUUCCAUCGCCCAAAUCUGGUGGCUCGAUGCCGUCGGCGGUCUUCUGCUCUCCGUCUAUGUCGUCCUCCAGUGGUCGCAAACCACUAUUCACCACAUUCGUAACCUGAGUGGUCUCUCUGCCGAGCCAGAUGAGCGUAACCUCCUCUUGUAUCUCACCAUGCGCUUUGCUACCACCAUUCGCCGUAUCCAGAACCUCCGCGCUUACCACGCGGGCGACAAGCUUGUUGUCGAAGUUGACAUCGUCCUCUCGGCUAACAUGCCUCUCAAGGAUAGCCACGAUCUUAGCGAAGUGUUGACAUACUUCCUAGAGUCUGUCCCGAUUGUGGACAGGGCCUUUGUGCACGUGGAUUACCUAACCUACAACGCCCCUACGCACAUGCUCAGGCAGAGCGCCGAGUAA
Messenger RNA from Clonostachys solani, 1740 nucleotides. Lineage: Eukaryota; Fungi; Ascomycota; Sordariomycetes; Hypocreales; Bionectriaceae. The record is from the annotation of a GenBank genome assembly.